This is a messenger RNA of Penicillium cosmopolitanum, 2139 nucleotides long. Its product is annotated as C2H2-type zinc finger protein. Gene Ontology annotation, biological process: regulation of transcription by RNA polymerase II. The record is from RefSeq and is a predicted model, not a curated record. The transcript has 6 exons. Gene Ontology annotation, cellular component: chromatin. Bases 1 to 2139 code for a protein of 712 amino acids. NCBI's taxonomy places the organism in Eukaryota, Fungi, Ascomycota, Eurotiomycetes, Eurotiales, Aspergillaceae. Gene Ontology annotation, molecular function: RNA polymerase II cis-regulatory region sequence-specific DNA binding; DNA-binding transcription factor activity, RNA polymerase II-specific.
AUGCUUUCCAGCAGAGUCCAUACAGCCCCCUCAUGUGCUGGCAUCAAAGCUCGCCGCCGCCGCAAAACUUCCAAGGAAGAGCGAGUCUGCGCGGUCUGUGGACAGGCAUUUAAAAAGGCGGAGCAUUUGGCCCGACAUCUAAGGUCACAUACGAAAGAAAAGCCAUUCAACUGCCCUAUAUGCAGCAAGGCAUUUGCUCGACAGUACUGUAUUCACCUACCUCUCCCUGGCCAAGAAGGCAGCGAAACAAACGUGGUUGCUCUUGAAUCCGAAAGCCAUGGGUGUCUUGAUCCCAAAAUCAUGUCACAGAUAUCAAUUGCGACGGGUGUUCCAGCCAUUCCGAUUCAUCCUGAGAUGACAAUGAUGGACGACAUGAUCUCGCCACCCAGCAGCGCCUCCAUUGACAAGCAGACGCCAGAUUUCUCAAUCAGCGAACACAGUUAUCCUUCGCAAAUGACUCCCCUGGCUUCAUUCUUUUCUCUUGAGGCCACCGAUGCUUGGAGAAACCAGGCCAGUCCACCAUUUCCGCUAUGGGAUCCCCGACUGGAUCAGGAGUGGGAGACCCUCUUGACCGGGGACGACUUUGAUUUGAAUGCUGUGAAUAUGUCUCUACUUUCUGCGACAUCGCAAUACAUACCUACGGCGGAAGUUUCAUUUGAUUUAGAUACCACGACUUCCCAACCAUUACCGGUCGACCACCAAGCAAAGCAACACAACAACACAGUUCAAAGAAAAUGGCAUACAUUCUGUGAAAUAGCAUCGUCAGGUCAAAUGACACCAGAUGUGCCAAACGAGGAGAGCUAUAUCGAUGAGACCUAUCGUAAACGAUUGGCAGAUCGACUACAGCAGCGUGUGCAAACUGGAAUACUGCCCUCUACUCCUUUUCUAGUAGGGUUCCCGCCCCAGCAGCCAUUUUAUUUUGGGAAUAUACUGAUUCGGGGUAGGAUCUUUGCAUUCAAGCAUAUUUUUCCAAGCUCCAUCCUCUCUUCCCCGUGGUUCACAUGGCUACUUUCCGACCAGGCACGCAGAACUCGAUCCUUCUCCUGUCUAUCUGUUCUGUUGGGAGCUUCCAUUCUUGCAUCGUGGGACACUUAUACAUUCAAAUCUGGGGGUUCAUCUUUAAUAGCCCUGCAAGCGUCUAUCAUCGGACAGACAUUCGGUCUGCUAUUGGGGAGACCCAAAGACUUAACCGGAAUUGAUGUAUUCCAUGGAAGUGUCAUAGCCUGGGCCCGCAAAGCAAAGCUAUUCAACCUUCAACCUACCGAAUACCAUCUUCUCGACACAGAAGGCCCAUCUCUAGAAGAAGCCUGGUUGAGCUGGGUCCAAAGCGAAGUCAAGCAAAGAAUCAUCCUAGGUUUACACAUCCAUGACGCCCUCCUCGCCCGAAUACAUCACCACGAACCUCUCCUCCGCCACUCAAUCGACCGACUGCCCCAAAUCUCCUCGAACGAGCUCUUCGCAGCAUCCAACGCCUCAACCUGGAAAUCACUCAUGUUAGAGUCCCAAACGGACUCCCUCGCCCAGCCAUCUCCAGCCCAAAUAUCUCCAUCCCGAUCCCGAUUCCCGGGCGACUUCGCCCUAAAUGGCCUCCUCGAAUCAAUCAACGCACUCACCUACGAAGACCAAGACCAUCACUCGUCUAAUCCCAACUGGAUGAACACGGUCGAAAAAAGCCACACUUUCCUAACAACCUUCCACACCAAAUACAACCCAAACUCUCACCCUCACCCUCAAUCCAACAAACCCAGCAAUUCGCCCUCCCAUCCCUCCUACACCCACACAUGGCCCUGUACAAUGAUACUAUGGCACUCAAUCUUCAUAACCCUACACACAGACAUCAACGCCCUAGAAUGCGCCUUCGGCCGCGAAGGCCACGACCCCAACCUCUCACCACUCCACACCUCCUACGCAAAAUCCUGGAUCCACACCCUCGACGCCAAACGCGCACUCCUACACGCCAUGCUCCUGCAGCGCCAAUUCGAGACACUCCCCCGCUGGCGCGGAGCCGGCCAUCCACGCCCCUCUUUCAUUAUAUUAUUGCGGGAUUGUCUGGGCUUGCUUUUUGUGUUUUGGCAGGCAGGAUGGAGUGCAUAUGUCCAUGCCUGUCACUUUAACUGCCGGGGAUGCGCGACAGUUUGA